ACUGCAAACUCUCUUAUCACAAGCAAAGCAAAGUUCGUAAGCAAACCGGGAACAUAUCAUUUUUCCAUCAUGUAUGGAUGGUGCGAGAGAGACGAGCCCAAGAAUGGCUCCAAGGCAGUCACACUGCUGCUCCGGCUCUCCACGCUGGCGCUAGCCCUGGCCUCAGCCGUCACCAUGGCCACGGUGGACGCCACCUGCACAGUCACUAACGGCACUACCAACGGCACCACCGCCGCCGCCGUGACUUACAAGGACUACCGUGCCUUCGUCUUCCUUGUAGGCUCCAACGUCGCCGCGGCCGUGCUCCAGGCCGCGGCGAUCUACCUGCAGCUCAGCGGCGGCAGCGGCGGCGGCGACGACGACGACGAGAAGAGCAGCGUCCCUGGGGUGCUUCUGGUGGUCGUCGAUGUGCUGGCGCAGGCGCUGCUCUACUCGGCCACUGCGGCGGCGUUUUCGACGGAGAUCGGCGUCGGUUGUGUGGUGUUUGGGAAGCAGGUGGGACUGUCGAAGCUGCUGUCGCUUGGGGCGAGCGUUUCUGUUGGCCUUGCAGCUGUUGUCAAGGACGUGCCGCUGCCCUUCUCUGUCUGGCCCUCCUCCUCGGACUGAUUGUGUCGAGCAUGUCUUACGUCUAGUGGUUUUGCUUCAUCCGGAGGUUUGGGCCAAUGAAUUCAGUGUCAUGAGGCAAAUUAAGUGCUUUCUUCUGGUGAUGAUUUUUAGUAGUGGGGAAAAUGUCAUUAGCGUCUAGUCAAAUGAUCUGAAUUGUAAUUUGAUCGCAUAUGGAGACAAAGUUUGAAAUCUUUACUUGUUAUAAA
This is a messenger RNA of Brachypodium distachyon (stiff brome), 812 nucleotides long. Its product is annotated as CASP-like protein 1U2. The record is from RefSeq and is a predicted model, not a curated record. The coding region runs from base 70 to 606 and encodes 178 amino acids. The transcript has a single exon. NCBI's taxonomy places the organism in Eukaryota, Viridiplantae, Streptophyta, Magnoliopsida, Poales, Poaceae.